UCAACUCACAUUUUUUUCAAAAUACUCUAAAUCUUUUUUUUUCUAUGGAUGCUCUAGCUCUCUUCGCUACGGUUUCUCUUAUCGCCGCUAGCCUCUAUUGGUUCAUAUGCAUCCAUGGCUCCGCCGAGCAAAAGGGUAAACGUGCUGUCGAACUCUCCGGUGGCUCUAUCGCCAAAGAGAAAGUUGAAGACAAUUACAAACAGUACUGGUCUUUCUUCCGUCGUCCUAAAGAAAUCGAAACUACCGAAAAUGUCCCUGCUUUUGUAGACACUUUUUACAAUCUCGUUACCGAUAUUUACGAAUGGGGUUGGGGUCAAUCUUUUCAUUUUUCCCCUUCUAUCCCUGGAAAAUCUGAUCGUGAAUGCACACGCAUUCACGAACAGAGGGCUGUAGAUCUGUUAGGUGUAAAGCCCGGAGCCCGAAUUCUAGAUGCAGGCUGCGGGGUUGGCGGGCCUAUGCGGGCCAUCGCGGCCCAUUCAGGUGCUAAUAUUGUUGGCAUCACUAUUAAUGAGUAUCAAGUAAAUAGGGCCCGACUCCACAAUAAGAAAGCGGGCCUCGACUCAUUAUGUGAAGUUGUGUGUGGGAAUUUUCUAGAAAUGCCUUUUGAUGACAACAGUUUUGAUGGUGUUUAUUCCAUUGAAGCAACAUGUCAUGCACCAAAACUCGAAGAUGUGUACAGAGAGAUAUACAGGGUGUUAAAGCCUGGAUCUAUGUACGUUUCAUAUGAAUGGGUUACAACUGAAUUAUUCAAUUCGGAUGAUCCUGAACAUGUUGCGAUUAUACAUGGUAUUGAAAGGGGCGAUGCUCUUCCAGGAUUGAGAAAACAUAGUGAUAUAUAUGAGGUCGCUAAGAAAGUGGGAUUUGAAGUUGUUGAUGAGAAGGAUUUAGCUAAGCCACCAUCGAACCCAUGGUGGACGAGGCUACAGAUGGGGAAAAUUGCGUAUUGGAGAAAUCACAUUGUGGUUACAGUGCUUUCAUGGCUUGGAAUUGCACCUAAGGGUACAGUAGAUGUGCACAAGAUGUUGGUUGAAACAGCUGAUUAUUUGGCUAAAGGUGGGGAUAAAGGGAUUUUUAGUCCUAUGCAUAUGAUUCUAUGCAGAAAGCCUGAAAAACACUAGACAUCUUCAGAUUAUUAAUUACAAUUGAGUACGAUCGAAAAUAUUGGAUUGGUUCUUUUUGUUGGGCGUAUUCGAUUUAAAUUAAUUGCAUUUUUUUGAUUCCUUUUGUAUAAUUUCUCGGAAAAUACCUCCUCAAUCUGUGCCAGAAAUUUCAGCAAUACACUUAUACUAUAAGGUCCUAUUACCCCUCAACUUAUUUUGUAAAUAAUUUUCUGCCCCUUUUCGGCUUACGUGACACUAUCCCGUGGGUCUAACGUGUGUUGAUAUUUUUCUCAAGCUAGUGCCAUUUAGGUCGAAAAGGGUUGGAAAAUUAUUUAUGAAAUAAGUUCAGGGAUAAUAGACCCUGGUAUAGUAUAAGCAUGAUUCUGAAAUUUCAAAUAUAAAUUGAAGAAUACUUAUGUAUUUUUCUUAAUUUCUAGCUUGGAAUCUAUGCUUAUGAUAUAAUAAGAAAUAACAUUUGUUAUUUGUUA
Molecule: messenger RNA, 1588 nt
Organism: Solanum lycopersicum (tomato)
Lineage: Eukaryota; Viridiplantae; Streptophyta; Magnoliopsida; Solanales; Solanaceae
Product: 24-methylenesterol C-methyltransferase 2
Biological process (GO): steroid biosynthetic process
Molecular function (GO): S-adenosylmethionine-dependent methyltransferase activity
Source: RefSeq, a predicted model, not a curated record